Python bivittatus (Burmese python) is the source of this 3440-nucleotide messenger RNA. RefSeq names its product leukocyte specific transcript 1 (gene LST1). Gene Ontology annotation, cellular component: membrane. NCBI's taxonomy places the organism in Eukaryota, Metazoa, Chordata, Lepidosauria, Squamata, Pythonidae. Gene Ontology annotation, biological process: dendrite development; immune response; cell morphogenesis. The record is from RefSeq and is a predicted model, not a curated record.
GGUGGAAGCAGAAGUUUCAGCGAACAUAUUUUUUUUUUACGUCUGCCAGAAGCAGAAAUACCUCAGAUCCAAAAGAAGGCAGGCAGUUGAAGGUAGACGCUCGAGUAUCUGGAAUGGUGAAGGAAACGGAAACUUACAGAGGAGAUCCGGUUGGAUGAGGGGAAGAAGAACCCUUCCCCAAUGACAAUGGACAUUUUUUGUCGUUUUGGAGAGAAGACAGUAAAUGCAGUUGAAUUUGUUGUUCCAUAUUGGGCACUGUAUGCUGCAGCUGGGGCUCUCUUCUUGAUGUUGCUGGCAAUUGUUGUCCUCUCCAUAUGCAUGUGCAAGGCCUGUAAAAUUGUGAAGAAGCUAAAACGGUCACAGGGUGGGUCAGAAAACACCUACGAAGCCGACGUGCAUUAUGCUGAAUUACAGAACCUUCCGGCCUCCGGCAGAGGUCAAUGCGAUGGGGGAACCAGCCCAGAGAGUCAGGCUGUUCAGAACAGUGACUAUGCUACCGUGGCCGUGCUGAAGGAAACUCCCAGCGAGGAAAAUUCUGGCAGUGCCCUGCAAAGAGAGGACAGUGGGGUGGAGGAUGGGGUGAGGGAGGACCAGAUAUGUGAGGAAGCAGAAUAGUCUUCACGUGGCUUGGAAUAAGACAGUCAGCCAAGGGAAAGAAGCUUUGUGUAUUUCAAGUGGAUGGUAAGUCUCUUGUGCUAAUAUUUUCCUUCUGAAGAAGCCCAAUUCUGUAUAUUGUUUAUGCACAUUCAGUAUAUAUCCAUAUGUCUUCUGGAGGAUCCCCACCUCUGGUCUCCAGCCAUGAUUUACAAAUUGAAUCAGUUUGGAUUUUUGCAGGGAAAACAAGAGAGUGGGGAAUGGAGGUAUUUUCUCACAAUACCUGGAAUCAUAGAGUCAUAGAAUCAUAAGGCUGGAAGGGUCCAUGGAGGUCUAGCCCAACCCUUUGCCCGGGGCAGGAAUCUUAAUACCAUCCCAGACAGAUCAUUGUCCAAUCUUUGCUUGAAAGGCCUGUGUGAUGAAGCCCCCAUGAGUCCAGGAAGCAGGCUGUUCCACUGCUUAAUGCCUCUCAGGGUCAGGAGAUUCCUCCUUAUUUCAAGUUUGGAUCUCCCUCUGUAAAGCUUCCACACACUGUCUUUGUCCUACUCUUGGGAGCUCUGGAGAAUAAAUCCACACCCUCUUCCCUGUGUCAAGUAUUGGAAAUGCUUCCCUUUAUCUUUCUCUUCUUUAGCUUAAACAUACCCAGUUCCUUUAGCCAUUCUUAUGAUUUAGUCUCUAAGCCCCUCAUCUUCAUCAUUCUUCUCUACAUUCUCCCAGUUUGUCCGUGUCUUCAUAGUCAACGAGGUGGCCAUAUUAUAGGCUGGGAAGCAUGGAUUCAAAUGUUCAAUUAUUGAUAUAGGCUUGGAUAAGAUUGCCCUCACCCAUCAUGUUACGAGGGGUAAGAAUAUAUGAUCACCUCUGUGUACUGUUCUGAGCAUUUUGUGCAAAUAUGGUAGAAAAUGAGUAGAAAUGCACUUUUAAGGAAAGAUACUUCUUGCUGGAAAACUUUCUGUACUAAUGCUGUAAAAAUUCAUGGUCUUUUCCAGCAGACUACUGAUUAAAAAAGGGACAAUCUCCAGAAUUUGGAACAUCUUUGUUAUGUCAUUCCCCAGUCCCCUUUUUACAUGCCGGGAAGUAAUAUUCAACACACUAUUCUCAUUCUUUAGAUAAUAACCUGUUGUACUUAUUUAUAUUUCAUUACUGCCUGAAGGGACAUUUGGAUCUUGAGUGGUAGGAGAAUCUCAGGAGGUACUACAACAAUCUAAAAACAUAAAAGCCUGAUGGGAUUAGGUCAAAGCUCAUCUGGUUUAGACUUCCGUUCCUACGGUGACUAAGCUGAUGUUUCAGGAAGGCAAGCAAGACAUGCAAUCAGUAUUGAGAAGUAUACAGUCUCUGAACCUAGAGGUAUUAUAUAGUCCAUCACUAGUUCAUAGGUAUUCAUAGCAUUAUCUUUUUAGAUCUGUCCAAGCACCUUUCUAAAGCCAUUCAAGUUGAAAACUGUUGCUCCAGCCUUCUGACUUUUGAUAUCAAAAUGUUGACCUUGUCAGGGGCUAUAUCACAAAUAGCUUCUCUUCAUUGAUGAGAUGACUGUGGAAUUUUCUAAGUAAGAUGCCAAAGUAAACUUGACUAGAAAUAGAUAUUGUGGAUCUUAAUUUAAGGAAGCGGGGGAGAAGCAUUUUCACUCAAGUAGCAGAAUUAAAUUAAAGGGAUGUCUUCUACCACCUACCAAAGAUUAAAUUUAUCAAAGAUUGAGUACCAAUAAAAUGGGCUUAGAAUGCUCUUAUUAUAAACAUAUUUUAAAAUUGAAAAUAGUCCGCACCCAAUAAAGUCCUCUGAAAAUAGUAGAAAAGGGGUGACCCAAAGUCUUGUAAAGAUCCAAAAUGCCAAUUCCUUAAAGGUUUUCCUAAAAAGGCACUUAUUUAUCAAAUUGGAAUGAUGGUUAAGCAGAGCUGAUGGAAACUAUUGUAGCUUACACCCAAGUUUACACUGGAAGAGGUUGUACUGGAAUUGAGCAGAAAAGUUGACCUUACAUGGCAUCAAAUUAGUAUACUUAAAAAACAGUAGAAGUAAGUUUUGAGGAAAAGAAAGAAGUGCAAAACUGACCAUUUGUGCAUCUCUGUAGUGAACAGUAAAAAAAAAAAAAAGAUUAUGAAACUAUCCAAAGCAAUUUGCCAGCAAGAACAAAGGAAAUAACAUCUCUCACUGGUUUCAGAAAGUUAUUCUCCUCUUCUUCCUCAAACAGGUUCCUCUCUUUUUCUCUGUGAGGUUUUAAAAUGUAGAAAAAAAAAAUAGACACUUCCCCCUCAUUGUUUCUUUUCUGCCUCUUCUCUUACACAAACAUGCAUGGAUGCACACACAUGUAUUCUGAAGAUAAAUCCAGGCCUUCUUCAUGAGUUGCUCCACAUAAUCAUGGAGCAGUAGGAAGCUACAAACCUUUCUUUGGCCUAACCCACAAUGUCCACAUAUUAGCUAUGGCGAUGAAAUCAACUACACCUGUGGUUCCCUGUGCUGACCUUCUCUUUGCACACAGAGGUUGCAAUCAUACAUUGUGCUAAGUCAGGAUUUCUUUAAUCCUGUUUUGUUCAAUAAGUAUCAGUUGAUGGAAUUCACAUAUUAAGAUCUAAACAUGAUUCACAAGCAUAAUGGGCUAGGUUCACACAGUAAGGUAAGCCAAGAUCAAGGAAGCCAUACUUGUCUGUGUGUAUUGAUCAUUUCAAGAUGUCUCUCCAAGAGAAUAAUGUAGAACAUUCCACCUGAUGUUACCCAGAUAGUUUGGACUACAAUGGACAUGGAGUCUAGGUGUGAUGCAGCUUGAAAAUAUCUAUUGAGCACCAACUUGUGUAAUGAUUUGAAGGAGUUUUUGUUUGUUUAUUUAUUUAGUCGAUAUGUAUUGACUAAAUUUUGAG